CUUCUGCAGAGGACACGUAUCCUUCCGAGUCGCACCAAGGGGUUAACCUCUGAUCUGUCCCAGGUGGCUGGCUCUGCAGCCAGGGUCCAGGACAUGCUGACCACUGUGCUUGCAUACAUUGAGGAUGUGCUGUCUGGCAAAGUGACAGCAGAUAACAGCGUGGGCCGCUUCCUGAUGGACCUGGUUAACAAGGUCCCCACCAUCCCAGCCGAGGACUUUGAGAACAUGCUUAAUUCCAACAUCAACGACCUGUUGAUGGUGACCUACCUGUCCAAUCUCACCCAGGCACAGAUUGCUCUAAAUGAGAAGCUGGUGCUGCUCUGAGGGGAUUUCAUUGAAGUGAUUCAUAUUUAAUUUUUGUACACUUUUUUUUUUUUGGCUGAGUUAAAUAAAGACGUUAAACAGUCA
This is a messenger RNA of Plectropomus leopardus (leopard coralgrouper), 408 nucleotides long. The record is from RefSeq and is a predicted model, not a curated record. Lineage: Eukaryota; Metazoa; Chordata; Actinopteri; Perciformes; Serranidae.